Messenger RNA from Eimeria maxima, 1119 nucleotides. RefSeq names its product ribosome biogenesis protein BMS1, putative. The record is from RefSeq and is a predicted model, not a curated record. Lineage: Eukaryota; Apicomplexa; Conoidasida; Eucoccidiorida; Eimeriidae. The annotation marks the transcript as partial. The transcript has 3 exons.
GUAGCGUUUACCCCUAAAGAUAAACUAAUAAAAGAGAAGGCAAUAGAAUCAAGCAGCAGCAGCAGCAGCAGCAGCAGCGAGGAUGAAGGAGACAGUGAUGACGACGGCAGCAGCAACAGCAGCAGCAGCAGCAGCAGCAGCAGCAGCAGCAGCUCAGAGGAGGAGACAGAAGAGGAGACAGAAGAAUCCAUGGGCCCAGCAAUAAAGAUGGUAAGGGAGCUGCAGCAAGCAGAUAAUGUGCUGCAGCAGCAACUGCAGCAGCAGCAGCUGCAGCUACUAGAUACAUCUACUAGGUGUAUAGACACCUCAGAGCCUCCUCCUCCUCGUCGUAUUGCUGCAGCAGCAGCAGCAGCAGCAGAAGCAGGAGAGGAGACAGAAGAGGAGAUAGAGAGGGAGACAGAUGAGGAGACAGAUGAGGAGACAGAAGAAGAAGAGGAAGAAGAGGAGGAAGAAGAAGAAGAGGAGGAAGAAGAAGAAGAGGAGGAAGAAGAAGGAGAAGAGGAAGAGGAAGAAGAAGAGGAGGAAGAGGAAGAAGAAAAGGAGACAGAUGAGGAGACAGCAGAGACAGCAGAGACAGCAGAGGAGACACCAGCAGAGGAAGAAGAGGAAGAAGAGGGAGAAAAGGAGACAAAAAAGAAUAAAAAAGGAGACAAUAAAAAAAAGAUACAGAAGGAUACAACAGGAGAUAUAUUGCUGCAGCAUAUAAACAGCAGCAGCAGCAGCAGCAGCAGCAGCAGAUUAACAUUAGCAGAUGUAGUGUAUGGACAAUUAGAUAAGGGAGGAAUAAUAAAAGGAGACAACGGAGACAGCAGCGACAGCAACAGCAACAGCAGCAGCAGCAGCAGCAGCAGCAGCAGCACCAGUAGUAAUUGUAACCUUUAUGGUAAUUUACCCGUAGCAGCAGCAGCAGCAGCAAAACUGUCUCCUUCUAUAGACUCAGGAGACAACCCAAUAAAGGAGACACUUGCUAUCUAUUCAGCUAUGGGGAUCGAUCCCGAUCCCAACGAUCCCAACGAUCCCAACAACCCCACACUUAAUAAUCUAUGGACUAAACAAUUCCUUAAGGCUAUUAAGGAACAGCAAGAGGAGACACAGGAGAAGGAAGAAGAGAAGAAAUAG